GGGUGGGAUACGUUACUAAUCGAAGCGAGCAAAAGCCCCAAAGCAGAGAGUCAUCGGGUCGACCGACGGAAUCGGGCCCUGCUGAAAGAUUGUCGCGCUGCAUCCCACGCAAAAGGGAACCGAAGUGGGAAUAUCGAACAGCGGUCCAUCGAAGCUGUCUAUGCCAUUUCGCUGUGUGGCCCUCCGUCGUGUCUGCAACUGAUGAACCAUUUUCCGGACAAGCACACGGCUAAACGAAUGUAGCGAAUUCAGUGAGCUGGUUUGUAGCGGCGAGUCCCGGUGGAAAACAAAAGCGCAACGAAAAGCGAAACUACGAGGCCAAGUCCCAAAUUUCAACUCGGGCCUGGCGAUUAUGUGAAUCGCUUUUCUUGUGUCAGUCGUGUGCGUGUGCGGUCUGUGAGCGUGUGGUUGUGUAUGUGAGUGGGGUACGUACGUGCGUGCGUGCAUCGCGUGUGUGUGCAUGUGUGUAUGUGCUCUAGUGGGUGCCCAAGGAAAAGGGCGCAGUGGUUGAGCACGGGGCAAUAGUGGUUUCUGUGAUUUUCCGUGUGCCGUGAAAAUUGUGUCAACCAGCCCGAGUCAGCGCAACCUCCAUCGGUCAGCAGCAGCUGCUGAAAACUCACGCACACGAAGAUAAUAAUCCCUCCUCUUUGACAGGCGGUGGGAUUAGCAGAGUUGCCCCAGUACACACCGUGCAUGGCGGUGGGCCUCGUGAGGUUUUUGCCCCGAGUCUUGGAAGCAAAAUAUUUCCACUUACAAGCCGUUCGGCGGUGAACCACAACAAAAAGCAUCAGCAUACAGAACCGCGGCGGAAAAGAGUCGCAUCGAUACCUGUCAAGUAGGCCGCGAGUUUUCGAGACAGAGCAUUGUGCUCGCUAUACCGUCGAGUGUAGAAUCGGAGUGAUAGAUAGCGGCGGUGGCGGCGGAUAUAGUGUGCAUCGAUCCCUUCCGUCCGCUGCGAACGCUUGUUGUGCGGCCUGUUUCUUCUUCACCGAGCAGCGCCAUAACUGCCCCGCCUGUGCUUGGAGGACGGCUUCGGAAGUGAAAAAUAAUGAGUCGCCAUGAAGGGGUUAGCUGUGAUUCAUGCCUGAAAAGUAACUUCCGCGGCAGACGGUACAAGUGUCUGAUCUGCUAUGACUACGAUCUGUGUGCGAACUGCUACGAGGAGGGCGCCACGACCACUCGCCACUCGGCCGACCACCCGAUGCAGUGCAUACUUACGCAGUCGGACUUCGAGCUGUACUACGGCGGCGAGGUGCUGCCACCCGACCAGCCCCAGUCCUUCACCUGUCCGUACUGCAAGCGUAUGGGUUUGAGUGAUGCCGCACUCCUGGAGCACGUCAGUGCCGAGCACACCGACACCGGGCUGGAGGUUGUCUGUCCGGUGUGCGCCGCCUUGCCCGGUGGCGAACCGAACUUCGUAACGGAUGACUUUGCCCGCCAUCUAAGCCUCGAGCAUCGCAGCGGAUCCCGCGAUCUCAUCUCGUUUCUGGAUGAACCAUCAGCGAUCCGUCAUGGGGGAGUACGACGGAUGCCGCACUCGGGUCGAGCGCUCGGUGGACCACGCUCACGUCGCUCGAACAUGCACUUCAGCUCAUCCGGUGGCGGCCUGUCGACACUGUCACCAUCGGGCCGCGAAUCGGUCGAUCCGAUCGCGGAACUGUUGCAGCAGCUGUCCAACGUUCGGCGUGGCGGAGCCCCUCAACCUUCCCAGCUGCAGCAGCUGCACAUGCAGAUUCAGCUCGAACGGCAGCAAGUCACUGCCGCUCGUCAACAGUUGGAGCGGCUACCAAGACGACAGCAGCAGCCGACGGUCGUCUCCACCGCCCCGAGCGGUGCAACCGGUGUCAACAACAAUGCGAUAGGCAGCAGCCAGGCCAACUCGAACCACACAAUCAUCACACUGAAUGCCGGUGGGCGCGAUGCACCGAUCGCUGCAGCGUCCUCGUCGAUGCCGGUACCGAUCGGUCUGGUCGGUGUUAGCAACAUCCUCGGCCCGAUCGGUGGUUCCGGUGGACCCGCGACCGGAUCGAGCUCGCAGCAGCAGCAGCAACAGCAACAGCAGCAAUCGCAGUUUUUGAUGGCACGCUUCAUGGCACCCACAAUGGAUGAGGCCGAGCAAGCGCAGCUGGAACGCGAUCGAGCUGACAGAUCGCAAUUUGUGCAAGCUUUAAUGUUAUCAACCAUCGCAAACAUUCAAUCGUUCAAUAAGAGCAGCAGCACCGCCGCCGCCGACGAAGAAUUGUCCGAUGAGUUGAGUUCAUUGAAUUUAGGCGUUGGAAAUACUAGUAGUACCGUUAACAAUAGUGUAAGGAGGUCUCAGCCGCUAGUGGACGACGGUGGCGAGGAGGGAGGACUGGAUGGUGACGGAGGCGGUACUGGUGGUGCUACGACGGCUGAAUCCGGCAACUAUGGCGGCGAGAAGGAGGACGGUGGUGGUGGCAAUUGUGAUAGUUUCAAGCUUGGUGCCGAUUCGCAGGCACGGGCCGGGCAGCAGCAGCAUGGAUCCACUGGCGGUGGCAAACCCGGCAAAGGACAGCCAUCUGCCAAGCCUGGUGCUGGAGGUGGCGGCGGUGGCGGUGGAGGGGCCGUUGAGCGCAGGACGUCAUCACGCCAAACGCCUCCCUCGUCCGGUGGCGGAAAUGCUGCCAAAGCGCGCGAAAUGAAACAAGCGAACGCUGCGUCCAAUACUUCCUCGUCGGUGUCCUCGAGACAGCACCACGUGCCAGACCCCAGGUAGUGUUUGGUCGUCGAAAUGGUGGUAUAAAUUAUUUAGCAAGAAAGAGCAAGCGAGAGAGAGAGCGUGGGAGAGGAAGCGAGAAAGCCAACAGCAGCAGCAGCGUACGCAAACACAACAAUAUCUAUCCGUUUCCUAAUCGAAUGCAGAAUGAGGCCAGCAAAAGGGAAGCAAAGGGAUUGGGUCUUCUAAGCGGAAGCCGAUCGAUAGGAAUGUGGAUGGAUGCUGCCGUGUCCUUCGUGUGUGUGUGUAUGUGUGUGUGUGGUAAGGGAAACAGCGCUCAGCUCAUUGACCCCUUUGUCUCCCACCCCGCUUGCCUCGUUGUCGCCUUGGAUCGAAGGAUGAAAAUGCAACACAAACAGAAAGCAUAAAAAAUAAAAUAAAACGUAAAAAUUAUUAUGUGUGAUCAGCAAAAACAAAAACCAACUAAGCAAAGCCUAGCAGAAAGGAUAGAUUGUCUCUAUAUUCGAAACACGGCACAGCAGAGCAAGCACACCAAGGGGCGCCUCGCCAUGUCUGGGAAGGGAAUUCUUACCGCUCUCACUGUGAAGAAAUGUGUAUUUCGUGGUAAAACCGCGUGAUGCGGAACGCCUCAGCGCGGUUGGAAACGCGAAACUAAACAAAGUCACGCUACAAAAAGAAGAAAUAGUAAUCGAGCAUACAAAAAGCAAACACUAAUUAUAAAUAUCUUGUAAUAAGAAGAAAUGAACACAAAAAUAAGAAAUGAUUUCUGGAAACAGCAUCACGGUUUGGAAUCCUUUAUAAUCUUGCGAGUCGAAUCACUGCACCACCCAAACAUACAGUCACACCAUUAAAGUUUAAACACUCAUACAGAAGAUAGAGGAUGCGACAGUUAUGUGGAAGUUUUUGGAACCGUUGAGAAAGGGCAAUGUGUCGAAACAAUUAGCAUUCACAUACAACUCACUUCCGAGC
Messenger RNA from Anopheles bellator, 3667 nucleotides. RefSeq names its product E3 ubiquitin-protein ligase KCMF1 (gene Kcmf1). The transcript has 6 exons. The record is from RefSeq and is a predicted model, not a curated record. Gene Ontology annotation, cellular component: plasma membrane. Lineage: Eukaryota; Metazoa; Arthropoda; Insecta; Diptera; Culicidae. Gene Ontology annotation, biological process: synaptic signaling. Gene Ontology annotation, molecular function: zinc ion binding. Bases 1049 to 2737 code for a protein of 562 amino acids.